Vigna angularis (adzuki bean) is the source of this 3937-nucleotide messenger RNA. Its product is annotated as pentatricopeptide repeat-containing protein At4g08210. The coding region runs from base 150 to 2228 and encodes 692 amino acids. Gene Ontology annotation, molecular function: RNA binding; protein binding. Gene Ontology annotation, biological process: RNA modification. The record is from RefSeq and is a predicted model, not a curated record. NCBI's taxonomy places the organism in Eukaryota, Viridiplantae, Streptophyta, Magnoliopsida, Fabales, Fabaceae. The transcript is spliced from 4 exons.
GUCAUAAUGCACCUUAAAUGAUCAUCCAGAUUUUGUUUAGUGCUUCGAAAGCAUCUUGAAAGGUAAACCUUAAAGGUUCAAUUUUUUAAAGGAUUGACUGAGUUCAUAUCCUUUUUUUUUUUUAUUCUUUGGCGAAAACUGGUAAUCCAAUGCACAAUGGAUUAGCAAUGGAUUUGAACCAAAUCCAGUUAGCUUUACGCUGUUGUGGGCAGCUUCAAGCUAUCAAACAUGCUAAAUCACUUCAUUCCCAUAUAAUAAAACUUGGUCUUUUCAAUCACGUUUUUCUCCUAAACAAUAUGAUCUCUGUCUACGCAAAAUCCUCCCAUUUUGACGAUGCACGAACCCUUUUCGACGAUAUGCCUCACAGGAACAUAAUUUCUUACACAACAAUGGUCUCUGCACUCACCAAUUCCGGGAGACCCCAAGAUGCUCUCACACUCUAUAACCACAUGCUGGAAUCUAAAACAGUGCAACCCAAUCAGUUCUUGUACUCAGCGGUUCUCAAGGCAUGUGGAGUCGCCGGUGAUGUUGAAUCGGGCAAGUUGGUUCACCGACGUGUAUAUCGGGCAAGGUUAGAGUGUGACACUGUUCUGAUGAAUGCCCUCUUGGACAUGUACGUCAAAUGUAGAAGCUUGGCUGAUGCAAAACGAGUUUUCUACGACAUGCCGUGUAAAAAUUCUACUUCAUGGAACACCCUCAUUCUCGGGCAUGCCAAGCAGGGUUCUGUGAAGGAUGCGUUGGAUCUGUUUGAUCAAAUGCCAGAACCAGACAUUGUGUCUUGGAACAGCAUCAUUGCUGGUCUUGCAGAUACUUCUAGCUUCCAUGCAUUACAAUUUGUUUCUAUGAUGCACAUGAAGGGCCUUAAACUUGAUGCAUUCACAUUUCCAUGUGCCCUCAAAGCGUGUAGUCUGCUUGGCAAGUUAACUGUGGGGAGACAGAUUCAUUGUUGUAUUAUCAAGUCAGGGUUUGAGUGUAGCUAUUACUGUACAUCAGCAUUGAUUGAUAUGUAUUCGAAUUGCAAGCUAUUGGAUGAAGCAAUGAAUAUAUUUCAUAAGAACUCUCCUCUUGCUGAAAGCUUGGCAGUGUGGAAUUCCAUGCUUUCAGGGUUUGUUGCCAAUGGAGAUUGGUGGAAGGCUCUCAGUAUGAUUGCUCAUAUGCAUCAUUCUGGUGCACAGUUUGAUCCCUAUACCUUUAGUGUUGCUUUAAAGGUCUGCAUCCACUUUGAAAACUUGAGGUUGACAUCUCAAGUGCAUGGAUUGGUCAUCACUAGUGGCUAUGAGUUAGACUAUGUUAUUGGAAGCAUUUUUAUUGAUCUAUAUGUAAAACAAGGCAAUAUUAACAAUGCAUUAAGAUUGUUUGAAAGGUUGCCAGAUAAAGAUGUUGUGGCUUGGUCUAGUUUGAUUGUUGGUUGUGCUAGAUUUGGUCUAGAUACAAUGGCUCUUUCCCUCUUCAUGGAUAUGGUUCAUUUGGAUCUUGAGAUUGAUCAUUUUGUCCUUUCAAUUAUUCUGAAAGUUUCUUCAAGUUUGGCAUUGCUUCCAAGUGGCAAGCAAGUUCAUUCUUUUUGUCUUAAGAAGGGAUAUGAAUCAGAGCGAGUUAUUACAACUGCUCUUACUGAUAUGUAUGCAAAAUGUGGUGAGAUUGAGGAUGCCUUAACUUUAUUUAAUUGUCUUUCCGAAGUAGAUACCUUGAGUUGGACUGGGAUUAUUGUGGGAUGUGCACAAAAUGGAAGAGCAGACAAGGCAAUUAGUCUUCUGCAUAAGAUGAUUGAAUCGGGUACAAAGCCAAAUGAAAUCACCAUUAUAGGUGUUCUUUCUGCAUGUAGACAUGCAGGCCUAGUAGAAGAGGCAUGGACUAUAUUUAAGUCUAUUGAAACAAAGCAUGGAUUGACACCAUGCCCUGAACAUUACAAUUGUAUGGUUGAUAUAUUAGCUCAAGCUGGACGUUUUAAAGAAGCAAUAAACUUGAUUAAUGACAUGCCGUUUAAGCCUGACAAAACCAUAUGGUGUUCCUUGCUUGGUGCCUGUGGAACUUACAAGAAUCGACAUCUUGCAAAAAUUGUUGCUGAGCAUCUUCUUGCUACCUCACCUGAAGAUGCUUCUGUGUAUAUAAUGCUAUCAAAUGUUUAUGCAUCACUUGGAAUGUGGGAUAAUUUAAGCAGAGUACGAGAAACUGUCCGAAAAGUAGGUAUAAAAGGGGCUGGAAAAAGCUGGAUUGAGAUCUUUAGUUGAGAAAGCUGGUUAUGUGAAUGGCUUGGUUCAACUAGCUUAAUCGCUCGUUCUAUAUUUCCAGACAACUCAAUGAUUGUUAGUUUGUACGGUGAAAGACAUUCUUUACGUUUUGUUGACUUCAAUUAGAAGGUAAAAGCACGGAAGUGUCUAAUUUUGGAUGGAAGAUACUAGAAAUACUACAACGAAGAAUACAAAUUAAGUAUAACGUGCGCAGCAGUUCAAUCCGAUAAGCCUUUGCAUGCUUGCUAUUGCCAUGAGGUUUCACACAUUCAAUGUUUUCCUUCCCCAACAAAGGUACAAACUAAAAAGGAACUCAAAUUUGGUUAAAAUCAGAGGUAUCAGAGUCAUCCAUGACACUUGAAUUAAGUCAUCAGGAUUCAGGUCUAAGCUCAUCUUUUAGCACGGUUUACCGGCUUGACAUGUUCAGCUUACGGUUGUCUUUCCGAACAGUAAGUUGAAGAUAUAUUUGGCUGGGAGUUGACUUAUCUUGAAUGAAUCGUUCUGUAAUUUGGAAAUGCCAUUGGGGGCCAACAUCAUCACUUUCUCAUUCUUCUUCUUUUUGUCUUUUCUCGUUCUGUCCUAUUGCUCGAGUGAGGACAGAUCGAGACACCACUAAGCAGCAGCAAUAAUAUGUUGGAGGUGGACAAGAACCUCUGAAGCUACGUCUUCCACUUUAUGGAUUAUAUGAUUAGAGGGAGGGUGAAUUCUAACUAUCUAGUCCGAGGGAAACAAAAGUAAAAUGCUGCUCAAAGUUUGAUGUGUAACAAUUUUGAAGCCGCUAAUUUUCGUAGUACUUACAUUACUUACGUUUUAUGUACUUGAAGGUCAUUCAUGUUCCAUGUUAUGUAUUAGGCUUGGCCCUGAUUGGAAAUAUGUCAUGGACCAAUUUGGUCUUUCCAAGCCUCCGUGAUGAGUCGAGGCUGCUUGGUAUGAGUUGCAAGUUUGAACAGAAGUUGGGGCAUCUAAAUUUGGAGAGCAGUGUUCUUGGGAAUCCAGUCAGCAACUGCAAUACAGUCCAAACCACAUGAACGACCCAUCAUCACCAGUGCCUAACACUAGGGACAUGGGUAGGUCCCAUUAGAAGAAGAGAAGAUUAAAUGGUGAACCCCACCUCCUCAUCAUCACUCACUGUAAGCUUCCUGCAUAAGGCCGAGUCAUUGCUGAGCAAAGUCUCUACUGCAUGCUAGUGGCAGUGAGUGACAUUGUGACAGUCUUACAUGGAUUUUAAUUUUUGAAGUCUUCUAUGGAAUUUAUUCUCGUGCCAUGUUCAUUUCUUUCUCAAUCAUCGCACCCACUUUUGUCUCCCGACUCUACUUUUUUCUGACUUCUUACUGCUAGCUUUUAUUUUUGUUUCGAUCUUAGCAAGGCAUGUCAAGUUCUGAUUCCUUCACUGUUCCCAAUAACCAGGAAACACUGCCAAAAUUACCGCGAAACUACCACGCCCAAAUGCUUUCCUGCCCACACUUUUCGCGCCAUAUUUGUUUGCUAUCAAAAAAAGCUGAGUUGUCGCUGGUCACUCUGCAGUAGUGAGUAAACCAAACUCAAUCAGACUUCUUUAGCCACAAGCAUUACAGGGACCAGGUGGGUACAUCAUAACGUGGCAGAUGAUAAUUGUCAAGGCUUAGUGCGCCAUAGAAAACAGUUUUUAGUGAUCUGUGUUAUAAUAUUCACAAUUAUCUUGACAUUGUGGUGAGGUGAUUGUUAAGCCC